ACAUCUACCCACGGCACGAGCCUCCUUCAAACCAGUAAAAAUUCAGCCGUCACAAGCUCCCCAACUUCGUCCGCGUUUUGGCUUGCUUUCUUCAUGUGCUCCUCGCCAAUUUAAUCCAAUUUGAAUUUGACGUUUGUGUGUAUUUUUCCUUGGGAGUGCAGCUUUCCUUCUCCACUGAGCCUUUUCAAUGUAUAAAAUGGAGUAUUCUUACCUCAAUUCCUCCGCCUACGAGUCCUGUAUGGCCGGGAUGGACACUUCGAGCCUGGCGUCAGCCUAUGCGGACUUCAGCUCUUGCAGUCAAGCCAGUGGCUUUCAGUACAAUCCCAUCAGGACGACGUUUGGGGCCACCUCCGGGUGCCCGUCGCUUACACCGGGCUCCUGUAGUCUGGGCACCCUGCGGGACCACCAGAGCAGUCCGUACGCCGCAGUCCCCUACAAGCUGUUUACCGACCACGGAGGAUUGAAUGAGAAGCGGAAGCAGAGACGCAUUCGGACAACUUUUACCAGCGCGCAGCUCAAAGAGCUGGAGCGCGUGUUCGCUGAGACUCACUACCCAGACAUUUACACACGAGAGGAGCUCGCGCUAAAGAUCGAUCUCACCGAGGCUAGAGUGCAGGUGUGGUUCCAGAACAGGCGCGCCAAAUUUCGCAAACAAGAGCGUGCAGCCGCCGCCGCAGCUGCAGCAGCAAAGAACGGGUCUGGGAAGAAAUCUGACUCGCGAGAGGAGGACAGCAAAGAGGCAAAGGCAACCGAUCCUGACAGCACUGGUGGGCCCGGACCUAACCCAAACCCUACCUCCAAUUGUGGUGGACCAAGUCCCACCGGCGGACAGGUCAGCGCCACAGGGAACGGCCCGGUUGAACAGGUGAAGGCGUCAGUGGCUGGAAUGGGAGGCACUGCGCCGAGUCAAGGUUGGGCUUCAGCCCCGGGCACCAUCACCUCCAUUCCGGACUCUCUGGGCGGACCGUUCGCUAGUGUUCUGUCCUCAUUACAAAGACAGAACGGAGCCAAAGCCACUUUAGUAAAGACCAGCAUGUUCUGAGUUAGUGCUUGAUGCAGAAAAGAAACGACGACUGCGAGAUUCAACAAACAAACAAGUAAGCGUUUACUCUAGUCACUGACAACCGAUAAGUGGAAAAGGGAGAAUGCCAAAAGGAGAGAACCCUGUAUUUCUACCCACUGGCGUAGAAAGAAGAGGCCACCUCUGGUCCUCAUUCGACUACUUUCUAUGCUAUUGGUUUACACCAGAAGCUGGAUAAUAAUAUCAUACACAUUGUGUUUUGUAUGUGGUCGUCGACAUAAUUUCUGACGAAUUCAAGUAAACUAACCAAUAGACUGCGAUGCGCGCUCCUGCUGCAAAGAAACCCCACCAAGGACUCAUGAAUACAAUGUCAUUAUUCAGUGUCAUUAUACAUGUCAUUAUAUCUUGGCGCCAUAAUUAUUUGUUUACAUUGACUCUAAACGUACCAAUA
Messenger RNA from Sinocyclocheilus anshuiensis, 1472 nucleotides. RefSeq names its product paired mesoderm homeobox protein 2B-like. The transcript is spliced from 3 exons. Gene Ontology annotation, biological process: enteric nervous system development; regulation of transcription by RNA polymerase II. Lineage: Eukaryota; Metazoa; Chordata; Actinopteri; Cypriniformes; Cyprinidae. Gene Ontology annotation, molecular function: RNA polymerase II transcription regulatory region sequence-specific DNA binding; DNA-binding transcription factor activity, RNA polymerase II-specific. The record is from RefSeq and is a predicted model, not a curated record. The coding region runs from base 188 to 1042 and encodes 284 amino acids.